ACGUAGGGCACGUGCAGCCCACGGUUGCACAACUCCUUCUGGGUAAACGCUCGCUGUCCUGCACGUUGACAUUGGUGCAGUAACCUGACAGAGGAACCUUCUGGGCUCACCGCUAGAACAGACAGCGCAGGAUGGGAGCUUCCAUGUCUACACCCGCUGCUCCUACAGUGAGGGCAGAGGCUAUGAUGGCUGCCCCUCCGCAAGGCUGCCCGAUGCACCAAGAAGCUAAGCCUGUCGCAGUGUCUCCACCUCCGAGUUGCCCCAUGCAUCAAGCUCAACCUGUCACAGCGUCUCCUCCGCCCGAGUGUCCGAUGCACAAAGCAGAAGCAGGUCCGGCCCACCAGGAGCGGGCCUAUGAGUUUGUGGAGUGUCCGAUGAAAGCUUCAGCAGACAUGAAAAGUGACAUCGACCCAGCAAACAUGAUGCCUCCUCCGAACCAAACACCAGCUCCGGACCAGCCCUUCAGCCUUUCCAUCUCGAGAGAGGAGUCCAACAUUCCUCGUCACGGUGCAGAGAAGAACUGGGUUUACCCAUCUGAACAGAUGUUCUGGAAUGCCAUGCUGCGAAAGGGUUGGCGUUGGCGUGACGACGACCUCGCCCCUGAUGACAUGAACAACAUCAUUAAAAUCCACAACCGGAACAAUGAGCAGGCCUGGGAAGAGAUCCUGAAAUGGGAGGCCAUGCAUGCACUUGAAUGUCCAUGCGGGCCGACCUUGAAGAGGUUUGGUGGGAAAGCCAAAGAGUUCUCACCCAGAGCUCGCUUCCGCCACUGGAUGGGCUACGAGCUGCCUUUUGACCGCCAUGACUGGAUCGUUGACCGCUGCGGGAAGGAGGUGCGCUACGUCAUCGACUACUAUGACGGCGAAGUCAACAAAGACACCUACCAGUUCUCAAUCCUGGAUGUUCGCCCCGCCUUUGACUCUUUAGAUGCCGUCUGGGACCGCAUGAAGGUGGCCUGGUGGCGCUGGACCUCCUAAAGGACUCCGACAUGCACAUAGGUCACUGUGUGAACUUCAUACACACAGACACACACAAAGACUGUGAAUAUGGCGUUCCUCAUUUAAGAUUUGUCCGAUAUGUGUGGUGCUGUGAAGAGAAACAAAGAAGACCUGAUUUUGUAGAAGCUUUGGCGCACAUACAUGAAGCUUUGUCUGUUAAUCAUAUUGAUUCAUGUGGAGAAUAUAACUUCAUCCACUUCUUCAAACAGCAUGUGCAUCAGUGGAAGGAGGUGCUUGUCAAACUGGUCAAAUGAUGCCUCACACUGCUUCUGAGAAUCUGUUGUUUCAUUCUGUGCUCAAUCCCAAUGUCACCACAGAAAGAGCUUACUUAGAGGUUUACUAAAAACCUACCCAGUGAAGUUCAUCAAAAGGAGAUCUGCGUAGUCUGUGGAAACAGUUUAAUAUCCUCUGUGUCUCUGGGGGAGCUUUAUCAAGUCUGAGAAAAUAAGAUUUAUCACAAACAAAGACUCCCGAAAUUUAAAUCCCACUGCGUUUUCAAAUUCACAGCACAGCAAUUUGAUUAACUUAAAUGAAGAUAUAAUUCCUUACAGUAGUCAGGUAAAUUGUCGUCUUUGCAAAAAAAAAAACUGUCGUCUUUGCAAAAAAACUUCCUCUAUUGUGGCAGAUGGAGUCAAGUCUGACUUUGAGAUGACAUUAUCAACCAUAAUUUCCUCUCGAUGUAAAUGUUGUAGAAAUGUACGUUAACAGUGGCGUACAUAUGUACAUACAGAUCAAAUAUGCUUAUAUUUUUGUUCUUGCAGAAAAGACCCUUGUUUUAUCUCAUAGAUGACAGUAGCUUGUUUAGAGGUUAGCCUAAAAGUCAGUUCAUAUACUGUAUUAUUAUGUUGUAGUGUUCAAAUCAUAUAUUACUUUCCUAUUUCACAAAAAUGGAUUAAAGUUCAAAAAUAGCUCAAUUAAACAGGAUUCUCAUCUCAGACGUAUCACAUUCGAACGGCUUUAAAUUGACAUCUGUCCUCUGCUAAUGUUUCCGACAUGGCUUUGGGCCAUUUCAAAACAUUUGGGGUCUUGUCAAGCGCUCUCCUUACAGUCGACAGUGCACCUCCUGGAGUACACAGCAACACGCCUGCCAAGUGUGAUGUUGAUCAUAUGAACGGUUGUUGAGGUUUUCUGGAAUUAUUAGUUUAAUUUUAGUGCAACAUUAUCUGUAAUUUCUACAGUGGUGUCAGAAUUCUACAGAAAAGGAUUAGGGACACUGAUUUUUCUUUAGAAAGAUAAAAGAAUUCACAGAAUUAAUUCAGAAUUAUUUUCUUUCUGAAAAAUACCUAAUGUGGCUCUAAUUCUCCAAAAGAAUUCCCUGUCUCAGCUCUGGUGUUUCAAUUUGCUGCGCUGAUAUUGAUAUUUUUAUUUAUUGUUUGAAUAAGUGCAGAUUUCUGUGUGCAGGAUCUUGAGGUUUCUGUUCCCAGAAAAUGUUCUUUACUAGCUCUGGUGGUCAACUUUCAAUAAAGCAGGUUUUCUUCCUCUAAA
Molecule: messenger RNA, 2483 nt
Organism: Paralichthys olivaceus (Japanese flounder)
Lineage: Eukaryota; Metazoa; Chordata; Actinopteri; Pleuronectiformes; Paralichthyidae
Gene: hccsb
Product: holocytochrome c synthase b
Biological process (GO): cytochrome c-heme linkage
Cellular component (GO): mitochondrion
Molecular function (GO): holocytochrome-c synthase activity
Source: RefSeq, a predicted model, not a curated record